Messenger RNA from Drosophila persimilis, 897 nucleotides. RefSeq lists its product as uncharacterized. Bases 5 to 589 code for a protein of 194 amino acids. NCBI's taxonomy places the organism in Eukaryota, Metazoa, Arthropoda, Insecta, Diptera, Drosophilidae. The record is from RefSeq and is a predicted model, not a curated record. The transcript has 2 exons.
CAACAUGUGGAUUUUUCCAAUUCUUCUGCUGUUGGUACAGCAUUCCACAGGCAGCAUCCUGCCAACGGAAUCUCCCCCUGAGGACACAACAAUCAGUGAUGAGAGGCAGUCGCAGUGCACAAAAGAAUUCGAGGAGCAGGACCAACAGCUGACGAGCCUGAAGGCACAACUGAAUGUCUAUCGGGACAAGGCCAGGGAACUGGAAAUGCUGCUGAACUACAGUAAUACGAUGGGGGAGAGACUGUGGGAGUCCUACAAAGCACAGACCGACUUCAAGGAGCAGGUCGAAAAGAUCCUAAUGAAGGAGAUCCAAGUCCAGAACUCCACCAUUCAACUCGAGGAGGAUCAAAGACAGUCCUUCGAAAACCGCCUCAACGAAUUGGAGUGGCAGCUGAAGAAUCGAGAUCUUAGAAUCAUGGAAAUUGAAACUCAAAUGAAACACAAGGAAGAUAGAACCAGGGGAUAUCUAAAGACCUUCAUGGAUAUAAUUGAGAAGGAGCUGGAGGGAAAAAGUAAAGAGGUUCUAAUAAGCAGAUUGUCACGCAUGCUGAUCUUUAUGCAAAUUAAAGAUCCACAUCUUGGUUACUGAAGAUCAAGAGAUCAGAAUAUUUACUUCAGACAGGAGUGUCAUAGGGAUAUGGAGGAGUACCAUACUAUAUACUGAUUAAAUACAAUAUUAACAAAUAUCUACAUAUAUAUACAAUAUACCCAUUUCUCAGUUUCUAGCAUGAAUUCUGAAAGUAUGCACUGAAGGGCUUUGUGGCUUUUAGAACUAAAAUCUUGGAGUUCUGUGGCAACCACAAUUUAGACGAUACAAGAAAUUCGUUAAUGCAAAAUCAUAGACAAUUCACAGGUUUACGAAAUUGCAGAUAGGAUCUUUAUAAUCUGAAUAAAACA